Symbiodinium pilosum is the source of this 2572-nucleotide messenger RNA. Lineage: Eukaryota; Dinophyceae; Suessiales; Symbiodiniaceae. The record is from the annotation of a GenBank genome assembly.
GCAUUAUUACAAGAACAACAAGACCUACCCGUUGGAUCUGCAAGACCAGGUGAUGAAGGCGCUGGCAUUGGUAGAGACGAGGGCGGGCCGUGCAUUCGGGGAUGCUGACAACCCUCUUUUGGUUUCUGUGCGCUCGGGAUCUCGCGCGUCCAUGCCUGGCAUGAUGGAUACCGUCCUCAACCUCGGCCUUAACGACGUCACGGUUGAGGCCUUGGCCAAGCAGUCCGGCGAUCGCCGAUUCGCCUUCGACAGUUACAGGCGCUUUGUCCAGAUGUACUCGGAUGUGGUCCUUGGCGUGGAGCUAAGCCAGUUCGAGAAGCUCUUGGAAAGGGCCAAGCAGAAGCGAGGUGUCAAGAAAGACCAUGAGCUUCUUCCCGAGGACCUUGAGAAGCUGGUGAAGGACUACAAGUCCUGUGUGCAGCUGGAGAUCGGUGAGGAGUUCCCCCAGGAUCCCAAACAGCAGCUCUGGGGCGCCAUUGGUGCUGUGUUUGGGUCUUGGAUGAACCAGCGAGCCAAGACCUACCGCGAGUUGCAUGACAUCCCGGAAGAGUGGGGCACAGCUGUGAGCGUUCAAGCUAUGGUUUUCGGAAACAUGGGCAACGACAGUGCCACAGGAGUGGCAUUCACUCGAAACCCAUCGAAUGGCGAAAAGGAAUUCUUCGGCGAGUUCCUGGUCCACGCGCAGGGCGAGGAUGUGGUUGCUGGCAUCCGCACGCCCCAAGACCUCACUGUCAAGGCCCGCAAGUCCCACGGCAGUGAUUUGCCUUCACUUGAAGAGGUCAUGCCGAAAAUCUUUCGGGAGUUGGACAUUAUUCGACAUGAGCUUGAGGAGCACUACAAGGACAUGCAGGACAUUGAGUUCACUAUCGAGCAGGGCAAGCUGUACAUGCUGCAGACUCGCACGGGCAAGCGCACGGCCCAUGCCGCCCUGCAGAUUGCUGUGGACAUGGUGGAGGAGGGACUGAUCUCAAAGGCGCAGGCAUUGAUGAGGCUCAAGCCCGACCUCAUCGACCAGCUACUGCACCCGACCUUGGACCCGAAGGCUGAGAAGAAGGUCAUUGCCAAGGGCCUCCCAGCUUCUCCUGGGGCAGCUGCAGGUAAAGUGGUCUUCUCAGCAGACAAGGCAGUCGAACGCUCUGCCAACGGCGAGAAGGUUAUCCUAGUGCGAAUCGAGACGAGUCCCGACGACAUCCAUGGUCUUCACGCUGCAGAAGGAGUGCUUACUUCCCGCGGGGGCAUGACGAGCCACGCGGCGGUGGUGGCCCGAGGUAUGGGCCGGCCGUGCGUGGCCGGGGCCGGGGACGUGAAGGUGAGCUACGAGUGGUCCCUGCUAGAGGUGGGCAACAUCAUCGUGCGCGAGGGUGAGGUUCUGACCAUUGAUGGCGUUACAGGACAGAUCAUGCUCGGAGAGGUCCCAACAGCUCCACCGCAGCUCUCAGGCGCCUUUGGUACGAUCAUGAAGUGGACGGACACCUUCCGCACCAUGCAGGUCCGAGCCAACGCUGACACACCUGCAGAUGCCCGUCAAGCCAAGGUCUUCGGAUCUGACGGAAUUGGCCUGGUGCGCACUGAGCACAUGUUCUUCGAGGGCGACCGGAUCGUAGCCAUGCGGCAGAUGAUCUUGGCGGCUGACCGCACAGAGCGGCAGGCGGCGUUGGAUAAGCUCUUGGCCAUGCAGCGGGAAGACAUCACUCAGCUUUUCUCUAUCAUGGAAGGUCUGCCGCUGACUGUGCGCUUGCUUGAUCCACCGCUCCAUGAGUUCCUUCCACACUAUGAAGGAGAGAUGGCCUCGGUAGCUAAAGCCGCAGGGAUGCCAAUUGAUCGUGUGCGGAGGCGUGUGACGGAGCUGAAGGAAGCAAAUCCAAUGCUGGGACACCGUGGCUGCAGGUUGGCCAUCACCUACCCAGAGAUAUGCGAGAUGCAAGCACGGGCCAUCUUCGAAGCCGCUGCCGAGGUGGGCAAGACUUCCAAGAAGAUGCCAGUGGCGGAGGUCAUGGUGCCCUUGGUGGCAGCUCCAGAAGAGCUGAAGCUCCUCAAGGAUGUGAUCGAGAAGACUGCCUUGGCUGUGCAGAAGGAGCAGGGCAACUUCAGCUACCGCGUGGGAACCAUGGUAGAGCUACCGAGGGCUUGCAUCCAAGCUGGAAGGCUGGCGGAGCAGGCUGAGUUCUUCAGCUUCGGCACCAACGACCUCACUCAGACCACCUAUGGGCUCAGCCGUGAUGAUGCUGGUGCAUUCCUGCCAGAGUACAAAGCCAAAGGGAUCGUGGCCCAGGAUCCUUUCGUGAGCCUGGAUCAGGAAGGCGUGGGCGUGCUGAUCAAGAUGGCGGUGGAGAAUGGCCGGAAAACGCGAUCCGGUAUGAAGAUGGGUAUCUGUGGUGAGCACGGCGGCGACCCGGCCUCAAUCGAGUUCUGCGAGAAGCUGGGCCUGGACUACGUGAGCUGCUCGCCCUUCCGAAUCCCCGUGGCCAGGUUAGCCGCCGCUCAGGCCGCGUUGAAGGCCAAAGGCGAGAAGCCCCUUGAGGCGUCUACGAAGGCCGCCAAGCCCCGGCGACCCAACUUUGGGCCUUGGUGA